Molecule: messenger RNA, 1317 nt
Organism: Entamoeba dispar SAW760
Lineage: Eukaryota; Evosea; Mastigamoebida; Endamoebidae
Exons: 1
Coding region: 1-1317 (438 amino acids)
Source: RefSeq, a predicted model, not a curated record
AUGUUAAUUGUUUUAUUUAUUGGUUAUUCAUUUGGAAAUUUAACUCCUUUAUCAGAAUGUAAAACAGCUGACAUUACUUAUUAUGAAGGAUAUGAUACUGACUCUGUUGCAUGUCAUUUAGGUACUGAUAAUUUAGAUACAAUGUUUAGAGCUGCACCAAAUGAAGCGUUUUACCUUUCCAGUCAACAAUGUGGAAUUUGCUAUGAAGCAGUUGGAGAAAAAGGGUCAAUACGAUUUAUGGUAACAGAUUUAUGUCCUGCUAAUGGUAAUUCAGAUUGGUGUGCUUCAGAUAAAACACAUUUUGAUUUAGCUGCUAACGCAUUUCCAAAAAUUUGUGAGAAAGAUACAGGGCAUUGUGACAUUACAUACAGGAUGGUUGCUUGUGACGUGACAGGAAAUGUAAAAUUAUUAACAAAAGAAGGGGUGAGUGAAUAUUGGUUAGGUUUUUAUGUAAGAAAUUAUGUCAUUGGAUUAAAAGGGGUGAAAAUAUCAUUUGGUUCAACUAAUCAAGAACUAACAAGAACAUCUAAUUAUUGGGCAUAUCAAGCAACAAAUGGCAAUCCAAUAACAACCCCAAUCACAAUUACUUUAACUUCUAUUGCAGGUGAUACUGCAACAAUUAUAAUGAAUGAUAUUGUAUCAAAUAAAAUUUAUGAAGGAAAUAAUCAAUUUAGUAUCCCUGAUAACACCUUUUUUGAGCCAACAACACUUACUAAAAUAAACAAACCAUCUUCUUCUUUGGAAUGUUGUCCAUUACCAUCUUUUGAUAUUAUCUUUACAGAUUCAUUCCACUCUUUUUGGACAUACACUAACAAAAAUUCUGUAACAAUUGUUCAAAACAAUGCUCAUUCAGGAAGUUCUGCUCUUAAAGCUUCAUUAUCUGCUUGGGGAAAUUUCCAGAUAUUAGCUAAUUCUCAUACUGUUUUAGUUGAUAUUUAUGACUCUGUUGAAUUCUACAUUAAGUCUAAUGCCAAUGCAGAAUUUUGGUUCUGGGCUUUUGGAAAGACUGAUGCUUCCGCUAAAACUAUUACUACUACAACUGAGUGGCAAAAAGUUAGCUUUAAAAUGACCGAAAUCGGUAAUGAUGGAACUACUUUUGGAGGAAUUGAGUUCCAAAGUAAAACCAAUGGUAACAUUGAUUUUUAUCUUGACGACAUUAAAUUAAUUUUAAAAGAAGGCAGUUGUAAUCAAAUGUGUUCUGACCAUACUCCUUCUAAUUGUUCUACAAUUAUUCCAGAUAAUAAUGAUAACAGUCAUGAUGGAAGUGUAGCAUUAGUAAUAGUUAUUCUUAGUGUUAUUAUCACUUUCUUCAUUUAA